Molecule: messenger RNA, 435 nt
Organism: Zasmidium cellare ATCC 36951
Lineage: Eukaryota; Fungi; Ascomycota; Dothideomycetes; Mycosphaerellales; Mycosphaerellaceae
Exons: 3
Cellular component (GO): nucleosome
Molecular function (GO): structural constituent of chromatin; DNA binding; protein heterodimerization activity
Source: RefSeq, a predicted model, not a curated record
CCAAACAGAGGAGGGAAAAAGACCACAACAGGGCGCCAGUCUACAGGAGGGAAAUCGGCCGCAAGGUCUACAACAAGUCGCAAGGCGCCGAGGACUAGCACUGCCAGUAAUGCUGCAGCAGGAGUUAAAAAGCCACAUCGAUACAAGCCGGGCACAGUCGCGUUAAGAGAGAUCAGGAGGUAUCAGAAAUCGACAGAGCUACUCAUGGCGAAGCUUCCCUUCUCGCGACUGGUACGAGAAAUUUCAAUGAACAUGAUGUCGGCGUCCUGCGAAGUCACGCGAUGGCAGUCGCAAGCGAUACAAGCACUACAAGAAGCCGCAGAAGCCUUUCUGGUACAUCUGUUCGAAGACUCAAACCUUUGCGCCAUCCACGCGAAACGCGUUACAAUCAUGCAAAAGGACAUUCAAUUAGCACGACGGAUACGUGGAGCUUGG